AUGCGCGUUCGGCUGUGGACGGCGUGCGCUGUUUGCUUGCUCCAGUUGCUGCGUUGCGAGAUACUUCUGGACCGACCAGACUCGCAGUACAAGGGCAAUUCUUCAAAUUGCACGAAGCUCUUCGUGAACAGUCCUCCGUUCGACAGCGGUACAAAGGUUCAUGGCAUCGAUUCAGGUAUUCAUCCCAGGACCACGGGCUCGAAAGCCGACAUGCUGACGAUUCGGGCGAUUUAUUACGGGCCACGUCCUGUCGGGCUGAGCCCAGGGCUCAACAAUGAUCUCUACACGUCGGCAUUCAACAAUAUGCACGAGCGUGAUUUGUACAUCAUGCGGAACAUACUCCACGCGAAUGCUGUCAGACUUGCACCUUGGGACUCGGAGCAGGACCAUUCCGGUUUCCUGCACGCCUGCAAGAAGUAUGGAAUGUAUGUAAUACCAACCUUCGACCUUUCCUACUUCCUGUCCACCGCAGCCAGGAUGUCAGCAUUCAGCCAGAGGCAGUCCGAGGUGUGGAAGGGCUUCCAGAAGUUCUUGCACCAGGCGCUCCAGGAUGCUGCGGACAUUGAAGAGAUCAUCCUGAUGUGGACUGUCAACUUCGGUCUGAACCUGAAUGAAACGACCGAGCAAGGCCCACGCUCGAUUUCCCUUCUGUCAGAAAUCCGCGAUGAGUACUUCCAGCUGCUGCGGGUCAUCCGCUCGGCCCAGUGGCUGCAGGAGUGUGGUCCGGGAAAGGCCUCCUGCGAUGGCGAUCGCUUCAAGAGACCUCUAGGUGUCCCCCUGUUGCUGGACACGAUCUUACGACAAGACAAUAUUGGAUGGUAUCUGGGCUUCUCCGAGACGGUGUGGGGAACAUGGCCAGUGGAUGA
This is a messenger RNA of Symbiodinium necroappetens, 866 nucleotides long. NCBI's taxonomy places the organism in Eukaryota, Dinophyceae, Suessiales, Symbiodiniaceae. The record is from the annotation of a GenBank genome assembly.